Schistosoma spindalis is the source of this 2260-nucleotide messenger RNA. The record is from the annotation of a GenBank genome assembly. Lineage: Eukaryota; Metazoa; Platyhelminthes; Trematoda; Strigeidida; Schistosomatidae.
GGAAGCCCGUUAAGCGAAAACUUCAACACCGUCCACAACCAUUUAAACUCUUUUUGUAUUCUGAAAGUUUAACUUCCCAAGGUCGUUUGGUGUUUGUGUUUUUCGGUUAUUCUACGCCUGAUGUCUAGCAAGCAUGAAGGUGUGACUUGUAACGGAUGUUCACGAAGAGACUUCAGGUUUAGGCGAUAUAAGUGUCUAACUUGUCGUGACUAUGAUCUUUGUGGGACCUGUUUUGAUAAUCAACAAGAAACUGAAAAGCAUUUAAAUUCUCAUCCGAUGCAAUGUUUGAUCACUAAAGCAGAUCAUAAUGUAUUUUACUGUGGUGAGAGCUCAACUAAAUAUUGUGUUCAAAGUUUCACUUGUUCAGUAUGCGGCCAGUUAGGCUUUACAGAAUCGUCUUUAUCAAGUCAUGUUUUUACUCAUCAUCCUAAUGCUCUUGAUUCAGAAGUACUUUGUCCAUUUUGUGCUAUUCAAACAGAAGGUGAUCCAAAUCGUACUACACAUGAUAUUGCAAGUCAUUUUAAAAGUGUUCACAACCUUCAACCUCCUGUCAACGGUAACUCCAUUCAGUCAUCACAGUCUGCCAAUAAUCACCCUACAACUUCAGUCUCUGAAAUUGUUAGCUUACGCACACGAUUUAGGAAUCAGUCUGUCAGCUAUGAUCGACUUAAAAAUGUCAACAACAUUAAUGCUAAUACUAUCACUUCACAACACCAUUGUUCUUCAACUGAUAGAUCAUGUCACGAUCAGCAUAGUAUAAGAUCGAACCAUACCAUAUCACAUUCAUUGUCAUCAAAUUCACGUUUUACUGCUGGUUGUAUAGUAGCAAUGAAAAACUACUUAGAAUGUUAUGAAAGUAAUAAAAAUGCUUGUCAUAAUGAUGAGACUAAUGGAUUACUUGACCAACCAACUGACUUGUUGUUACACAACAAGAAUGAAAUAACUAGAAAUUCUUCUACUGCCUUACACUGUGAAAAUGAUACUAACUCACUGAAUUCACAGUCCGAAUUAAACAAUGAUGUUGGCGAUAUAAACAAUCAAAGUCCAGUGGUCGAAACUUCUGGAAAUACAAGUCAUUGUACAACUGUUCCUGUUAUUCAAAACUCAAGACCCACCGACAGUCCAAUUCCUUCUUUUACCGAGAAUACGGCUACUUCUGGCCAUCAGGCUGUUAAUCCAACUAUUGAUUCCAACGUUAACUUGGAAUCUUUCACCUCGGAAGUAUUUGACUAUAAAGUGAAAUCAACAAACCCUUAUUCUUCAAAGCAUUCAAAGUCAUUAUCGGAAGAUUUACAAAUAAAGUCAAGUAAUGAUGAGAAAUCUAAAGAACCAAAUAAAAAAGAUGUCCUUAAUUCACAUUGUAUGAAUAAUUCCCGAUCGGCAUUACCAUCUGUAGUUAACCAAGAUGAAUGGGAUAUCGAUUGGCACAUAUUCUUGAAUGAAUUAAUUUGGUCUAGUUUGUGUAGUAAUGAAAUCUCAUCGAAUGAUACCUGACGUGCUGAUGAUAUGAUUUAUCAAGAAUAUUUUUAAUGUUGCUUUUUUACUUCAUUAGUAUAUUAUCCCACUCGAUAAGACUGUAAUUUUAGACUUCCAGUACUCAACUGUGUAUGGAUGCCGUAUCUCUGGUAUUUGUGUCAAACGAUUUGUAUGUUCAUUUUAAUCGUUAAAGAGUAAACAGCCUGUUGUAUUCACUGCUUGUACAUGUGAGUCGAUUAGUCUAUCAAGAUAUAUAUAUAUAUAUAUAUAUAUAUAUAUAUAUAUAUAUAUAUAUAUAUAUAUUAUAUAUAUAUAUAUAUUCUGAAGUAUUUAUAAGAUAGAUGUCUUUAUUUUAUUCAAUGCAAAAAAAAACAAUAAAUCGUUAGUUUUAUUGUUAAUAUUAACGAUAAACACGAUACUAAUUUCUUCUGCUUAUCAUAUUCCAUUAUUUUUGGUAUGCUGACUACCAGCAAGCAGUUGUACCUGUUUUUCAUCUAAUUAUCACAUUCGCAAACUUGUUAUGCACACUUUUCAAGUCCCAUCACCUUUUAUUUUGCUCAGCCCUUCUUGGUUUAACAAAAACAAGCGUAAAAGAACACUGGUUAGUGUUCUAUGUGUUGAUGACAUAUACCAUUCUAUGAAAGUAAUGGUGAAAAUUCAAAUAGUUUUUGGAGAAAAUAUUUUUUAUUUCCUUAUAAUAUAUGAGAUAUACAUAACGUACUCAAUAAUUCUUGUGUAAAAAAUUAUUAUUGGCUUUGAAAUCGACUUUCUACUUUCCUUUCAA